AUGCCGUCGACCGUGUUUCAGGGCAAGUACGAGGAAGCCGACCCUCUCUAUCUGCGAGCUGUUGAGAUUGGGGAGAAGACUCUAGGCCCUGACCACCCAACUCUUGCCGUGUGGCUGAACAACAAAGCUGCAACCGGAGUUUCUUGUGGUGUUAAAUUGAUAUCGCAGUUGCUGGGCGGGGUUGUUGAGAAAAUGUUUCUCCGCGAUCUCAUUUUCGAUUCUCAAACUGAAAUACGACUUUACCACGCUGCGAUAAAAGAGAAGGUUCUUGGCCCUGACCACCCAAGUCUAGCGACGACGCUCAACAACAGGGCGGGGUUGUUGGAAGCACAGGGGAAGUAUGUCGAAGCAGAGCCACUCUAUGAGCGGUCGCAAGCCAUACGAGAGAAGUCCGUGGGUCCAGAGCACCCUGAUGUGGCCCAGUCGCUCGACAACCGGGCGGCGGGUUUCUUUCACCACACUCGCAUGGCGUUUUCUAACGUGACAUGGACUGUCCGCUUCCGGGGGAAGUAUGCGGAGGCAGACCCUCUUUAUCUACGAGCUAUUGAGAUCGGAGAGAAAAUGCUCGGCCCCGACCACCCAGAUCUCGCAACAAGGCUCAACAACCGGGCGUGGUUGUUACACAGUCAGGGCAAGCACAACGAGGCGAUUCCACGACUAGAGAGGGCAUCCUCCAUCCGAAGAAAGAGGCUGGGGGAGGGUCACCAUUCCACAGCCGACAUUCAGGUCGCGCUAGAGCGUGUUCGAAAACAUGUUCGUGAUUCGUGAAGAGACUAACUAGUCGCGAGGGUACACUGCACCUCGAGGAAGCCUGGCACCCAAGAAAAUGCUUCGUUUCGUGUUGUGACGGGCAGAGUGAGCACCAGAUCGAAGGGCGCUGCCUGUGACAGUGCUCAUUCAAAAACUCGACGAAAAACAGGGGCAAGCUCCUGUGCUACAGGACGUAGAUAUACCAUUGUUUUAUGGUUAUCUGGUAUUGAUUGGUGGUGGUCGCGCUUUGGCUGAUGCUGGUAAAGCAAUUGGUCAUUGGCUCUCCGUUGUAUCUCCAUCGGCCUGUUCUUGAAAUGCGUGGGCGAUGUGUCUCGUAGUCACGAGGUAAAAAUGCUUUGAAUUGAAGCCACAUGUUGACCAUGUAUCCAGAUGCACAUACACCAAAUGAAUCCGAUUCAUGGUAAGAUUUCAUCAUGGAGCGCUCAGUGGCGGCUCAAGUUUCGUAAGCUUGGCGGAGCAGUAAACCACAAGCAAUUUGCGAUAGUCCAAAAAGCGAUGGCGUUGUAUCGCGGCAUAUACUGUUAGAC
Molecule: messenger RNA, 1298 nt
Organism: Ectocarpus sp. CCAP 1310/34
Lineage: Eukaryota; Phaeophyceae; Ectocarpales; Ectocarpaceae
Source: the annotation of a GenBank genome assembly